UACAGGAGAUGACCAGAGACUGCAGACAUAGUACAGGAGAUGACCAGGGACUGCGAACACAGUACAGGAGAUGACCAGAGACUGCGGACACAGUACAGGAGAUGACCAGAGACUGCAGACAGUACAGGAGAUGACCAGAGACUGCGGACACAGUACAGGAGAUGACCAGAGACUGCAGACAGUACAGGAGAUGACCAGAGACUGCGGACACAGUACAGGAGAUGACCAGAGACUGCGGACAUAGUACAGGAGAUGACCAGAGACUGUGAACAUAGUACAGGAGAUGAGCAGAGACUGCGGACACAGUACAGGAGAUGACCAGAGACUGCGGACACAGUACAGGAGAUGACCAGAGACUGUGGACAUAGUACAAGAGAUGACCAGAG
This is a messenger RNA of Staurois parvus, 386 nucleotides long. NCBI's taxonomy places the organism in Eukaryota, Metazoa, Chordata, Amphibia, Anura, Ranidae. The record is from the annotation of a GenBank genome assembly.